AUGGCUGAUUUUAGAAAAUCACUUUUCCCCGAAGGCACUAAUCAACAACAAUAUACAAAUAAUAAUAAUAAUAAUAAUCAUUAUUUUGUAAAUUCGAAAUUACAACACUCCGAUAUUAAUGUAAAUAUUAAUAUUGGAACUGGAAAUAAUAAGAAAAAUAAUACUAAUACUAAUCAUAAUACAACCAAAAACAACAAUAUAACCACCACUCCACCACCAUCAACAAUUGAAAAUAAUAAUAUAGAUAAUAAUAAUAUUGAUAGUAAUGAUUGGAAUCCAAUUAGAAUAACAAUUUAUUCUGAUAAUUUAUUGGAUGAAAAUGAUACAAAAUAUUCAUGUAAAAAUAGAAAUCAAAAUGUUUUUAUGUUGGAGAAUGGAACGAUGGUUAGUACAUUGUGUCGACCAAACGAUGUGUUGACACCCGAGAAACGACAACAUCUCAACAAAAUGAUCCGAGAAGCAGUGGAAUUUUUCCAGUCGACGCUGUCCAUGACGCAUCCAAUCGACUAUCCGAUAAAAUUUGGGUCGCCACUAAGCUAUUGCAAUCCAAGUGCACCCAUUGCCGUCCCACCCGAGUUUAUACUGUCGGGCGUCAACCAUAGUGAUUUGGUGUUGCUCGUGACAAGUCGUCCGCUGGUGCAAAACGACGUGCUUGCGUUUGUAGCCAACGAAACAGACUGGCCUAUCUUUUACUCGAUCUAUCCUGAAACAGGAGCACCCGGCUCAUUGGUCACGAUCCAAGGUCGAAACUUUUACGGGUCUCUCAAGGUGAUCAUUGUAGAGCCAACAGAAACAGUAGAGAUGAUUGGAACAGAGAUGUUGAUUGUCAAGAUUGCAUCAAAUGACGUUCUCAUGUCCUCUAGACUAUUCCAACCAAGUAGUUCGAAAUACCUGUUGCAAGGUGACCCCUCCCAACUUCCAGUCAACGUUGUCAUUCUAAACAACUCGACAGGUCGCAAUGGAAUGGGUCUCAGAGCAUUUACAUUGCACAAUUAUAAUCCCAUGUGUCCAAAGGAAUGGAUACGACGUAAUCGGGUUGUUCUCUUUGUACUUGGAGCAGUUGCCGUUCUUGCUCUGGUAUUUGGAUCAUUAAUGUGUUACCAGAGAUACAAGGCAAAGAAACGUCGUUCAAACAACAACAAUCCAGAGGAUCCAGAAGAUCCCUAUGAUAAAUCACAUCUAGAAAAGCAAAAGGAAGAGGAAAUUGAAAAUGGAUUUAAAUUCCUUCAAAAACAUAAACCACCUCAACUUUCUCAAUUAAAUCAACAACAACAACUCCACCAACAACAAUAUCCACCCGUCGAACAAAGUAACAAUUAUAAUAUUCCAAAUAUAAAUCCAUUAAAUAAUAGUCCUCCAAAUAAUAAUAAUAACAAUCAUCCUAGAAGUCUUGUUGAUAAUAGUGGUGCUGAUGUCUAA
Messenger RNA from Cavenderia fasciculata, 1419 nucleotides. RefSeq lists its product as uncharacterized. Bases 1 to 1419 code for a protein of 472 amino acids. Gene Ontology annotation, biological process: cell adhesion; proteolysis. Gene Ontology annotation, molecular function: metalloendopeptidase activity. The transcript is spliced from 2 exons. Lineage: Eukaryota; Evosea; Eumycetozoa; Acytosteliales; Cavenderiaceae. Gene Ontology annotation, cellular component: membrane. The record is from RefSeq and is a predicted model, not a curated record.